CAAAAACGCGUUUACGCUUUUUCAACUAUCAUAUCGACAAAACGCCAAGUGGAUGAUGGCGGUUUAAACGCUAUUUAAUGUUGAAAAAUCGCGUCUAUGUAUAAUUGGAGAGACAUGAUGAGAGAAAUAUCACUGGAAUCUGAACCAGACAGUUUCUGAUCUUCUUCUCCUUAGAGGAUCUCUCGGAGAAGAUUCAAAACCAAGAACAAUCUCAGUCUCUAUCUCUCUCUCUGGGUGCAUUUAGAUGGCUGGAGUUGUGCGAUUAACGACGACGUCGGUUCAAGCCAUUCGUGUCUCCUCGUCCUUCAGCUCCUUUGCCACCGCUCUUAAUCCUCUGCAACCUUGCUUACCUCCAAACUCGAAUCUGAAUUCCGACAAGAGAUUGCGUCUUCUCUCAUCUUCUCCUUCCUGCUCGUCUUCUCAUUACCACCCAUCUUCUGGUCUCGGAAGCCAUCUCCCCCUUAGACGACCCAAGAGCCAAGUGGUUCGUGUCAAGGUAGAUGAAAAUGUAGCCGAGACAGAGCCACCGAAAUGGUGGGAGAGGAAUGCUCCAAACAUGGUCGAUAUUCAUUCUACUGAAGAGUUCUUGAGCGCUUUAAGCGGUGCGGGUGAAAGAUUAGUUAUUGUAGAGUUUUAUGGAACUUGGUGUGCUUCUUGCAGAGCAUUGUUCCCAAAGCUUUGCAAGACAGCGGUGGAACAUCCCGAUAUAGUGUUCCUUAAAGUAAACUUUGAUGAGAAUAAACCGAUGUGCAAGAGUUUGAACGUGAGAGUGCUUCCUUUUUUCCACUUUUACCGUGGAGCUGAUGGUCAGCUUGAGUCAUUCUCAUGUUCUCUUGCUAAGGUAAAGAAGGCUAUUUCGGUUUCACCUUUUCCGCAACUAGAGCUUGGCAUAACGCUUCAAACAAAGAGAACUACUUCGUUGUUCUUUUUCGAUAGGAUCUAUCAAAUAUUAUAGACCCUUUGCUGAUAUUGAUACCAAAACCGGUUGAAUGCAUUUGGUCUGUCUCUGAUUACUAUUUGACAUCCUCUUCUUUUGAAUAUUUGUGUGUAUUCAGUUUCAGAAGAUAAAAGAUGCAAUCCAACUGCACAAUACCGAUCGUUGCAGCCUCGGUCCAGCCAAGGUACCUGAAGGCUUAACAUUAGCCAAACCAGCUGCAUCAAGUUGAAGUGCCAGAUUUUUAGAUAUAUUACUAAGGCAACAAUCUUUGGUUGCUCAAGCAAAUACUCAGCUUAAAAUUCUGUAUAUCGUCAUAUUUUUGGGUGUAAAAGAAUACUUCCUAAAGCCAGUUACGAUUCUUCUGCUAAUAGUCAAUUGCAAAUGUAUUUUCACUACUGCUGUUCUUUAUUGCUUUAAAGCAAGCUUAUUGAUGAAGUCAUGUGAGGUUGCAUAAGUCUCAUUUCCAUAGUUUUGGGGUAAAUUUAUAACUUUCU
Messenger RNA from Arabidopsis thaliana (thale cress), 1431 nucleotides. It is a transcript of the gene ACHT2, whose product is annotated as atypical CYS HIS rich thioredoxin 2. Lineage: Eukaryota; Viridiplantae; Streptophyta; Magnoliopsida; Brassicales; Brassicaceae. The coding region runs from base 245 to 955 and encodes 236 amino acids. The record is from RefSeq and is marked reviewed. The transcript has 3 exons. Gene Ontology annotation, cellular component: chloroplast.